Messenger RNA from Colletotrichum truncatum, 1329 nucleotides. Its product is annotated as oligomeric Golgi complex subunit 5. The record is from RefSeq and is a predicted model, not a curated record. Lineage: Eukaryota; Fungi; Ascomycota; Sordariomycetes; Glomerellales; Glomerellaceae. Gene Ontology annotation, biological process: intra-Golgi vesicle-mediated transport. Gene Ontology annotation, cellular component: COG complex.
AUGACGACCCACGACCCAGAAGACGCCUCCUAUAUCGACUAUGAGACCUUCCUGUCUCCCGACUUCAACCCCGCCUCCUUUGCUAAUACACUCGUUCUCGCGACUAACAAUCCAAACGAUGCACCCCUCGACCUCUCCACCCCGCUUUCGAGGGUUCUUUUCGAUACCCAGGAGAUUGACUCGCACAUUGACCUCUUGACCACAAAGUCUGCGGCGCCGCUACUGAAAUACACCGAAGAGCAAACAGCAUCUAGUAAACGCAUCAUCGGGGAGCUCGACGCCCAGAUCAAAAGUUUAAACGACAGCUACCGCCAACUGGAGAAGGAAGUCAUCGAUAAGCAUGCUGAGGCUGAGGAGGUUCGUCAAGUGGCUACAAGGUUGUGGGAGACACUAAAGCUCGGUCGCUCUGUGGGACGAUGUCUCCAGCUUGGUCGCCAGCUCGAGGUGCAGCACGCAGAGAUUGCGAGUGGAAGCGUUAGCACAGCUGCUGCUGCUGCUGGAAAGAAGGAGGAUCACAGGGCUCUUGUACGGUGCUCGCACACCCUCCUCUCCCUGCGCGAUGUGCUUGACCGUACUGCCCCCGGUGAGGAAGGACACGGACUGGCCAGGGUGGAUGCGAUUCGCACUCUGAGAGACAGCGUUAUUGCGCCAAUUGAGAGGUCUGUCAAAGAAACGGCUGAGAAGAUCAUCCGCGACUUUGCGGUCCCGAAUUCGGCCACCUUUUCACAGGGUGAGGAAACCAAGGCCAGGACCGUGUCCGCCAUGGUAACCCUCUUCUUGCUCUCACCCAUGCCUGCCAUGAAGGGCGAGAAAUGGACACCGACCCUGCUGUUGCAGGCUCUGGAGGUGUAUUUCCGUUCUGCGCUCCAGUCAUCAAUCGCGUCGCUGUCGCGAUCCUUGAGUCAGCUGCCGACCCUGGAUAGGACCUUGUCUGAAAUCUCGGCGAGAUGCCAAAAUAUCGUUGCGCUUGAAUUGGUCCUCGAAUCGACUAAACUGCCAGCGCAUCCUCUAAUCACUGCGCCCCAGAAGCAAACAAACAUGCUACAGCCGCUGCUUGCGUACCUCGAAACGGGCAGCCUGCCAAGCUACUUUUGGAGAACAAUGGCGGGUAGUUUGGGCACCAGAGUACAGGAAAUUGUCAACAGAGGUGGAGUCUCGGCGAGAACUCUUCGAUCGAAUAGGGCGAAUGUGGGUGAGGCUGUGAGGGAGUGUGUUGUUAAGGGAUGCCAGAUGCCUAGUGCUCUGAAGGGGAAGGGCAGAGUGGAAGGCAAUUGGGAGAGGGAGGUUGCUGUCAUGGUUGGCAGUGUCGUGAACAACCUCGGACGAUGA